Messenger RNA from Anopheles stephensi (Asian malaria mosquito), 3195 nucleotides. It is a transcript of the gene Ir25a, whose product is annotated as ionotropic receptor 25a. The record is from RefSeq and is a predicted model, not a curated record. Gene Ontology annotation, molecular function: glutamate-gated receptor activity; transmitter-gated monoatomic ion channel activity involved in regulation of postsynaptic membrane potential. Gene Ontology annotation, cellular component: plasma membrane; postsynaptic membrane. Gene Ontology annotation, biological process: synaptic transmission, glutamatergic; monoatomic ion transport; modulation of chemical synaptic transmission. The transcript has 10 exons. NCBI's taxonomy places the organism in Eukaryota, Metazoa, Arthropoda, Insecta, Diptera, Culicidae. The coding region runs from base 106 to 2964 and encodes 952 amino acids.
GACGAGUCCAUUGGUUUGGUAGCCAAUGCCUUCAACUUCAGUAGACCUGCGACGAGCGUCGGAUUAUUGACGGUUCCAGUUUUCAGUAGCGUUCUACCCACCAUCAUGGCUCCGGGAGCCGAAAAGCGUUGGAUAAUCCUACUCUUGCUCCAGAUUGUAUCGUUUGCAAUAGUGGCGAUCGUGGGACAAACCACCCAAAACAUUAACAUUUUGUUCGUCAACGAGGUGGACAACAAUUUGGCCAAUGUAGCAGUUGAGGUGGCGCUUAACUACGUGAAGAAAAAUCCUCAGCUAGGCCUUUCGGUCGAAAUGAUGUACGUUGAGGGCAAUCGAACGGAUUCCAAGGACCUUCUACAAGCGCUAUGUUCGAAGUAUGGUCAGGCGCUGAGCGAUAAUCGACCGCCGCAUUUACUGCUCGAUACUACGCUCACCGGAGUCUCGUCGGAAACGGUGAAAUCGUUCAGUCUCGCGCUCGGCAUUCCCACCGUAUCGGCCUCCUUCGGGCAGGAGGGGGACUUGCGGCAGUGGCGGGACCUAACACCGACCAAACGAGGCUAUUUGUUGCAGGUUAUGCCGCCGGCCGAUAUGAUUCCACAAGUGAUUCGAUCUAUUAUCAUCUACAUGAACAUCACCAAUGCUGCCAUCCUGUACGACCAAACAUUCGUAAUGGAUCACAAAUACAAAGCUCUGCUGCAGAACAUUCCAACGCGCCACGUUAUCACCAGCAUUGCCGACGAUCGGGACAGGGCCAGCCAAAUAGAGAAACUCCGCAACUUGGACAUUAAUAACUUCUUUGUGCUCGGUUCCAUAGCAUCCAUCAAACAGGUGUUGGAAUCGGCUAAAAACGAAUACUUUGAGCGCAAUUUUGCGUGGCAUGCCAUCACUCAGGAGCAGAAGGAUCUAACGUGCAAUGUGGAAAACGCAACCAUCAUGUUCCUUCGGCCGAUGUCGGACAGUUCGAGUAAAGAUCGGCUGGGCAGCAUUCGCACCACGUACAACCUUAAGCAGGAACCUCAAAUCACCGGAUUUUUCUACUUCGACCUAACGCUACGAGCGUUGAUUGCGAUAAAGAACAUACUGCAAUCUGGAUCUUGGCCGUCAAACAUGAAGUACAUCACUUGCGAGGACUACGAUGGGACCAACACACCGAACCACACGAUCGAUCUUAAGACGGCUUUCGUUGAAGUGACCGAGCCUACUACGUUCGGGCCGUUCGAAAUACCGAAGGGAGCCAAAGUGCCAUUCAACGGUAACACUUUCAUGAAAUUCGAUAUGGAUAUUAAUGCAGUUUCCAUCCGUAGCGGCGCCUCCGUUAAUACGCGCAAUCUCGGCACAUGGGAAGCGAGCCUCGGCGCACCGAUCAACGUGGCUAAUGAGGCGGAAAUAAAAAAUCUCACUGCCGACGUUGUCUACCGUGUGUAUACGGUGGUGCAAGCGCCCUUCAUAAUGCGUGACCCGACCGCGCCCAAAGGCUUCAAGGGGUACUGCAUCGAUCUGCUGAACAAAAUCGCCGAGAUAGUGGAGUUUGACUACGAGAUCCGCGAGGUGGAGGACGGCAAAUUUGGCAACAUGAACGAAAACGGCGAAUGGAACGGGAUCGUGCGUAAGCUGAUCGACAAGCAGGCCGACAUCGGGCUCGGAUCAAUGUCGGUGAUGGCCGAGCGGGAAACGGUUAUCGAUUUUACCGUCCCAUACUACGAUCUGGUUGGCAUUAGCAUCAUGAUGCAGCUGCCCAGUACGCCCAGCUCAUUGUUUAAGUUUCUCACCGUGCUGGAAACGAAUGUGUGGCUCUGCAUUUUGGCCGCCUACUUUUUUACCAGCUUUCUCAUGUGGGUCUUUGACCGCUACAGUCCGUAUAGUUACCAGAAUAAUAGAGAAAAGUACAAGAAUGACGAUGAAAAGCGCGAGUUCAACAUCAAGGAAUGUCUGUGGUUCUGCAUGACAUCGCUCACACCGCAAGGCGGCGGAGAGGCGCCGAAAAAUCUAUCCGGACGCUUAGUUGCUGCUACCUGGUGGUUGUUUGGGUUUAUCAUUAUUGCCUCAUACACAGCCAAUUUGGCAGCCUUUCUCACGGUGUCACGAUUGGACACGCCAGUCGAAUCGUUGGACGAUUUGUCCAAGCAGUACAAAAUUCUCUAUGCCCCACUGAACGGAUCGUCGGCAAUGACAUACUUCCAGCGAAUGGCGGACAUUGAAGCCAAAUUUUACGAAAUUUGGAAGGAGAUGUCCCUUAACGACUCAUUGACGGCGGUCGAACGGUCAAAGCUAGCCGUCUGGGAUUAUCCGGUCAGCGACAAGUACACCAAAAUGUGGCAAGCGAUGCUAGAGGCAGGCUUGCCAAACAGUCUGGAAGAAGCCGUCCAGCGCAUUCGAAACUCCACGUCUGCCUCUGGCUUUGCAUUUUUGGGCGAUGCUACCGACAUUCGUUACCAGGUGCUGACGAAUUGCGACUUACAAAUGGUGGGUGAAGAAUUUUCCCGCAAGCCGUAUGCGAUCGCAGUACAGCAGGGUUCACCGUUGAAGGAUCAGUUUAACAACGCCAUACUGAUGCUGUUGAAUCGACGCGAGUUGGAAAAACUGAAGGAGCAAUGGUGGAAAAAUGACGAUGUGCAAAACAAGUGCGAAAAGCCGGACGAUCAGUCCGACGGCAUAUCGAUACAAAACAUUGGUGGCGUGUUUAUCGUAAUAUUUGUGGGUAUUGGCAUGGCCUGCAUUACGCUACUGUUUGAGUUUUGGUACUACAAGUACCGCAAUAACUCAAAGGUGAUCGAUAUUGUGGAUUCGUCCGAGCAGCAGCAGCAGCAACAGCAGCACCAACAAGCUACGGUCGUGAAAAGUGUUCGUCCUGCCGGCAAGCUCAUCAAACAAGAUUCACUAAAGGAUGCCACUAAAGGCCAACAUUACCAAACCCUCCGCACACGUACCUUGAUGCCCAACCUGAGCAAAUUUCAACCUCGAUUCUGAACUGCGGUUUGGGACCGUUCGCAAAGCUAACGACACAGCCUAAAGUAUUACGAAUAUGGAAAGCGGACCUCCAUUUACAUGGAGUGUUUCUUUACUUGCUAGCUUAUAAUACAUUACAGUAAUGGGGAUAUAGAUAUAAGAUUAUUCGAUUGUACCUAAAACAGAAUUUGUAAAACACCUGAAAAUCAUGUUUCUCUUUUUUGCAAAAAUAAACACAAAGCAUAGAUAAAA